AUGGAGAACUCUCCGCCAGAUCCUCCGGCCGGACUCGAGGACAUCCCAGCUACCACGCAGCCAGCCUCUGUCCCCGGCUCUCCUCAAGAGGUGACCGCAAUAGGUCAGUGCAAAUUGCCACCUUUCUGGCGAACAAGCCCGGAACUCUGGUUCUUCCAGGUGGAAAGCCAGUUCCAGGUACACCACGUUCGGAGCGAUAUUACAAAAUAUCACCUGGUCGUAGCCACCCUAGACCACGAUACUAUAUCAGACGUCUCUGAUAUAAUCAGAACCCCACCACUUGUUGACAGAUACACAGCCCUCAAAGGAGCAAUCCUAGCUCGUCUGACUGACUCUCCCGAUGCGCAACUCCACAAGCUCCUCACUGGCGUGGAGCUUGGAGACAAAAGACCAUCACAACUACUCCGCCACAUGCGUUCUUUGGCCGGAACCCGUGUCAGUGACGACGUGUUGAGAGACAAACAUUGGAGGAGUUUCGCUGCAGUGGCUGACGAAGCUCACGACAUGGGACCUUCCGUCAUGGCCACAUCCCACCGGAACAACAAUCCGUCCACAACAGCACCAAGCAACAUAGUGCCAGUUCAAACAGAAGACAGGAUCGCCCAAGAGCUGUCUGCACUACGCUUAGCUAACAACCAGCUGACCACGCUCACCCGCAACGCUGCACAAGGCUCAUCAGAGGACAACCCUCAUAGGGGACGGUCCAGCAAUCGCCAGCAACAGCAGCACAACAGGGAACGCUCAGCUACACCUGGUCCCAACUCCAACACAGGCCACUGUUGGUACCAUACCAAGUUUGGUACUCUCGCCGUGCGGUGCAGGAAGCCUUGCACCUUCGAGGCACAACCUGCAUCCGCGCAGGGAAACUGA
This is a messenger RNA of Sitophilus oryzae (rice weevil), 870 nucleotides long. RefSeq lists its product as uncharacterized. The record is from RefSeq and is a predicted model, not a curated record. The coding region runs from base 1 to 870 and encodes 289 amino acids. NCBI's taxonomy places the organism in Eukaryota, Metazoa, Arthropoda, Insecta, Coleoptera, Curculionidae. The transcript is spliced from 2 exons.